AAGAAUCUGUCUAAUAAAUCAAGGUUUUUAAAUUUUUUAUGUACAUUUCAGGAAGACACACUUGGAGAAAUUAGGACUGUAGAAAGUGAAGCAGCUGCAUAUUUUGAUCAGAUAUCUCGAUAUUUCCUUACACGUGGAAAAAUAGUGUCUAAAGUAGCUAAAUAUCCUCAUGUUGAUGAUUUUCGACGAACAGUCCAAGAACUAGAUGAGAAAGAAUUUCUUAGCAUGCGCCUUAUAAUCUGUGAAUUAAGAAAUCAUUAUGCCACACUGCAUGAUAUGAUAACGAAGAACUUGGAGAAAAUCAAGAAACCUAGGACAUCGAAUGCAGACACUAUGUAUUAAAAUUCUAGCAUGGAACUUGGACAUGCAUUUUGUCUCAAACAAAUGCUUGAGUAAUAUUCUAGAACUCUUCAAAAUCACUUUUCUCUUUUCUGUUGCAUAGCCAUAGCUUUUGUCACCCUGUAGAAAUUGUAGAUGUAUAUAAGUUUUAAAUUAUGUUUUUUCUUUCCUUUGAUUGGAGAGUGUCUUCUUUUUUACCAGAGUUUUGUUUGAGACCAAAACUUUUGUUUUAGUUCCAAUAAACUCAUUUUUUAAAAAAA
This is a messenger RNA of Stegodyphus dumicola, 599 nucleotides long. It is a transcript of the gene REG, whose product is annotated as proteasome regulator gamma. NCBI's taxonomy places the organism in Eukaryota, Metazoa, Arthropoda, Arachnida, Araneae, Eresidae. The record is from RefSeq and is a predicted model, not a curated record. Gene Ontology annotation, biological process: regulation of proteasomal protein catabolic process; positive regulation of endopeptidase activity; regulation of G1/S transition of mitotic cell cycle. Gene Ontology annotation, molecular function: endopeptidase activator activity. Gene Ontology annotation, cellular component: proteasome activator complex; nucleoplasm; cytoplasm.